AUAGAACACACAGGUGGGCUCAUUAGAUAUGAGUAUAAAAACCACGGGUUCGGGCGUGCUUGUCAAAUUUCAGCCUUCCAGCGUGUACCGAGCUUUGCGCCUACCCGACUCCGUACCGAGAUUUGCCGCCGAAGCUCCACCCAAACUCCCGUACCGUGGUUUAAUUGAAACACCGGCUCUUGAUAACAUCGUCUGCAAGGAAAAAGAAGGGAAAAUGUGUCGCCUGACGGAAUAUUUGGUUGCUGCAACCUUCAUGUUGCACUUACCGCUCUCGGCGUCCCAAUGGCAACUCUCCCGGUACGACAUACAACCCUACCACACAGCACCAUCGCCGGGCAAUUCAGAUAACGAUUGCGGCGGGACUCUGGACACCAUGUCCGGAGAUUUGACCAUCACCUCCCCGCUGUACCCUUCAAACUAUCCGCCCAGCAAACUGUGUAUCUGGCACGUGACGGCGUCAGUUGGGAAGAUAGUGGUCAUCACAUUCCAGCCAUACCGUAUGCGAUGCAACAAAGAUUUCGUUGCGGUCUUCGACGGGGGAGCGGGAAGCAAUGAGCUGAUUGAGGGUUUGUGUACAUCUCUUGUCGUAAGAGGCUUGAGGACAACGACCAACCAGAUGACUGUAGUCUUCAAGAGUAAUGGCGGGAACAACGACUCCGGCUUCACUGCAACCAUUACGGAAGUUGACCCAUAUGGAACCUGUGGUAGUCCCACCAUUGCCAGAAUACCGGCACCGGAAAGGAUAGUCGGGGGAAACACUGCUCAACAAGGAAGCUGGCCAUGGCAGGUGCUUGUAAGAAACUGGGUUGACAGUCCGGGCUCUGGCGGGUAUUACCUGUGCGGCGGGACGCUUGUGGACGCUGAGUGGGUGGUGACGGCUGCUCACUGCAUCCAUACACCUAUCAGUAACAUAGAAGUUACGUUAGGAGAACAUGACCGGUACUCGUCUGAUGGUAACGAAGUGUCGAGAUUCGCCUCGCAAACCUUCCUUCAUCCCAGCUAUGCCGGCGGACCUUACGACAUAGCGCUGAUCAAGUUCGCUUCUCCGGUGACGUUCAAUGAUUACAUCAUGCCGAUCUGUCUACCGUCGUCCUCGGACGUUCUGCUGCCAGGGACCAUGGUAUCUGUCUCCGGAUGGGGCAUCACAUCUUACGGUGGCGCCACUGCACGGUUCCUUCAGCAGAUGGUUGUUCCCGUCGUCUCGGAUCCCAACUGUCAGAUGAUAUAUGGCAGCGGAGUGCUCGUGAGCGUCGACAUGUGUGCCGGUUACUUCGUACAGGGCGGCAUUGAUUCCUGUUCUGGUGACAGCGGUGGCCCCCUGUCGAGGAGGUCUCCAACUACAGGUGCCUGGGAACUCCACGGCGCCGUCAGCAGGGGGGUUCCAUGUGCCCACCCGUUCUUUCCUACCAUGUACGCUCGCGUCACCGGGCUUGUGGACUGGCUCACUACCACCAUGGCAAACAAUUGAACACGGAAAACUGCUCUAGAGUCUAG
Branchiostoma belcheri (Belcher's lancelet) is the source of this 1494-nucleotide messenger RNA. RefSeq names its product chymotrypsin B-like. The coding region runs from base 29 to 1468 and encodes 479 amino acids. Gene Ontology annotation, biological process: proteolysis; acrosome reaction. The transcript is spliced from 10 exons. Gene Ontology annotation, molecular function: serine-type endopeptidase activity. The record is from RefSeq and is a predicted model, not a curated record. Lineage: Eukaryota; Metazoa; Chordata; Leptocardii; Amphioxiformes; Branchiostomatidae.